Molecule: messenger RNA, 531 nt
Organism: Cucurbita pepo subsp. pepo (vegetable marrow)
Lineage: Eukaryota; Viridiplantae; Streptophyta; Magnoliopsida; Cucurbitales; Cucurbitaceae
Source: RefSeq, a predicted model, not a curated record
AUGUGGACUCAAACCCUUCCGAUCAUGGCCGCUUUCAUGGCCACUUUCAUUUUCCUCCUCGCCCUAACCAACGCUCAAAACGCCCCCGGUGACUACCUCGCACUUCACAACCGAGCUCGAGCCCAGGUCGGCGUCGGCCCCAUGCAAUGGAGCAACACUGUGGCCGCAUACGCUCAAGCCUAUGCAGAAAAAAGAAAGGGUGACUACACCAUGAUUCAUUCAAUCAGGUCGUACGGGGAAAACAUAGCCGCGGGCUACUACCCUGAGUUCACCGGGGCGGAUGCGGUGAAGCUGUGGGCGAACAAGAAGCCGUUGUAUGAUCAUGCAUCGAAUAAAUGCGUGGGUGGUGAAUGUGGGCACUACACUCAGAUGGUGUGGCGGAGCUCGGUGCGGCUUGGAUGUGCUAGAGUGCCCUGUAAGGCUAAUUCUCAGUUUGUUGUUUGCAACUAUGAUCCUCCAUACAACUAUAUUGGGGAAAAGCUUUAUGAUUCUUGGGUGGUAGGAAGAGAUGUGGUUUUAAAAAUUUUAUAA